Labrus bergylta (ballan wrasse) is the source of this 1713-nucleotide messenger RNA. It is a transcript of the gene myct1a, whose product is annotated as myc target 1a. Gene Ontology annotation, cellular component: nucleoplasm. NCBI's taxonomy places the organism in Eukaryota, Metazoa, Chordata, Actinopteri, Labriformes, Labridae. The record is from RefSeq and is a predicted model, not a curated record.
GUGUAGUUUUCCGCUUCCAUAAACAAGAAGACUGCCAGAGUUAGCCACCAGUCCUGUGUGCCUCUGGGCUGAGUCUCUCUCUAAAAGGGAGACAGACGUGCUGACAGAGAAAGUGAGCAAGGGACGACAGAGAGAGGGAGAAAGUGAGGGAACAGGAAAGAGGGGAGACAGAAAGACAGGAAAAUCCAUCAGAAGAAAAGAGAGACGGGCAAGAAUUGACAGAGGAGUAAAAGGGAGAAGAGGAGAGUUAAAGACUGAUAAAAGUGUCAGUCUUUCUUCUUUUCCUAUAUAAGAAGAGACAUGGCUGAGAACAACACAAAUCUCUUCCUGGAAAUACUUCAAUCUUUUGAUGCUGUUCCUCUGAUCAUAGCCUUCUGUGUGUCCAUGGCGGUUGGCCUGGUCUUGGGGGCCCUGGUUUACGUUAUCUUGACCUGGAUGUCCCGACGACGCGGCUCUGCCAGCAUCACUCGUCGUCCAACCCGUCAAUCCCGCUCGUCCUCCCGUAACCGCCCUGGCUUCAACCGCAACAGCAGCUAUGACCGGCGCAGCAACAACAGCUUGGUCAGUGCUGCUUUCAGCUUCCAUCGGCAGACAUCCUCCCCAGAUCAAUUCGACCCACUGGGGCACAAAUCCAGCUUCAGGGCCUCAACCUUCCACCCGCUCCUCCAGUGCAGCCAAAUCGCCAGAGAAGCAGAGGAAGGGAGCCAAACCACGCUUCCCCGCACGCCGACUCUGACCACGUCAACUGGAUCAGCUCAAACAGCAGCCCAGCAAGCUGCCAGCCCACCCAGGCCAGAAUCAUUUUGGGGAAACAAUGGUCUGAGGGGUUCUAAUGCUACACAGACACCCCCUCCAGCUUAUGAGAGCAUUAUUAGAGCUUAUCAGGAAACAUGCACCUGAGAGGAGUCAGACUGCUGGCUUCAUGGAGAAACAAAUGAUAAUGGACUAAAUCUGUAUUGCCUUACAAGCAGAGGGAGCUGCAUGGAGAGGAAAUAGACAACAAGGUUAAUUGUGUGUCUUCUUAAAACAAAAAGACAAAAGUUGGUUCUGUAUGCCUUUUGGCUUUAAUAUUUAUCUGGGGCUGACAUAAGCAUACGUGCCUUUCACCAUUCAAUACAGAUGUGAAUAUUUGAAAACAGUCAUGUGGCACUCUCAGAAAUGGGACAAUGGCCUUUUACGAGUACACAUUAUUCCUCUUACUAAUAGCCGUCUGUAUUUAGGGGUGAUUGACACUCAUGUAUGCUUGCACAGAGUCUUGGUUUAAUUAAGAUAAGGUAAAACUCUACAAAAUACAAAUCAGUGACGAUUGGUCAUUUAUGCUGAAAGGCAAAACUUUGAUAUCCGGGCUCAUCAUCAAAUAACUAUGCAAAAGAGAUCAUGUUUGUGUAUGUGUAUUCCAAGUCAAGGCGAGUAUUGGUGGCAUUUCAAACAUACAUCUGCAGAUGUUGACAUUGCUACGUUGGGGACAGCUUUAAGAUCAUUUGAUGUAUUAAUUGUUGCCUCACAAAUGUUUUUACAGGGCUGUGGUAUAGGAGUGCGUGUGGCAUUCAAGAGUAAUUAAGUGCGUCUGUGUUUGAAUGUACGGUAUGCAUGCGUGAGAGAAAGAGACAAAGUUGGGCAUUUGCUGACAGAAUUUUUUGUAUUGUAUUUUUGGAUGUAAUUUGAUCAAUUUUGCUCAUAACUUAAUGCAAUGAAAUAAAGAAUCAAAGUAUA